AACAAUCUUCCCAUUGGUACAGCUACAUCUAAAGGAACUCUCUCCAAGGAUGAAGACAAUAUUUGUGAUCCUACUUAUCGUUGCUGUUGUGACAGCUGGCAAGCAGAAUAAGUAUCGUGGCAACCAUGCAGACAACAAUCAAGGAAGAGGCAACAUGCAAGGAUUUGAUGAUGGCAAUAACUGCAAUAAUCGCAAUGAUUUGGACCAAAGAGAUGCAAAGCGUCAAUUGUUUGUCUUGAACUUGCUUCGUCACUUGACAGAUGAUACAAAUCAGAAUACACAUGAUAAGGACUUCCACAAAUAUUCACAAACCAUAAACUUGGAAAAUCAAAAUGACUACAAGAACUUGAACAAGGUCUUCACAUUGAUGACUUUAUAUCAAGAUGGAUGGUUUGCAAGACGUAAUCAACAAUUCUCAAUGUUAGAUGAACGCAAUAUGCUUUCGACUAAGGUGCUCUUUGAUUUCUUUGACACGAUGACAAACUGGAACACAGUUGCAAAGAAUCUAAUUUGGUGCCGUCGAAAUAUAAAUGAAUAUCAAUUCUGGUACUUGAUGACUCUUCUUGUUGAACACAAUCAAUUCAUGAACAAUAUUGUCUUACCACCAGCUUAUGAAGUCCUUCCAACACAAUUCUUUACUGGUGAUGUUAUGAAAACUGGAAUCAACUUGGCUCUUAAUGGACACAUUGAUUUUAUGAAUAAUCAAGUCGUUGUCAUGCAAAACUUUACAAAUAAAAUUUUAGGUGGUCAGGAUGAUGAAGAUGAUGAUGAGAAUUACAAUGUUAAUGACUUGAAUAAGAUCCAAACUAAGAUCAACAGCUGGAAUAAAUUGAAGCAAGUUGCACAGAAUAUCAAGAAACAUCAACAAUACACAACAUUCAAUAAUAUGCUAAAUACAAGACGUGAUAAUAAGGACAUUAAGAAUAUCAUCAAUAACAAUAUUCGUCAACAGAAUCAAGGAAAUAAGUUCAACAAUAAUGGUGAAGAUCAAAUGAAUUACUUUACAGAAGAUAUGGGAUUAAAUAAUCAUUUCUUCUUCACACGAAUUGGGAACUCACGUUUGCUCAAUGACAAUCAAAUGUACAAUAACAAUAAUAAUAAGGAGACAUUCCAGCAACACAAGAAUCAAAAUUUUAAUGAACAACAAUUAAAGGAUAAGAUCAAUCGUCGUGGUGAGCGUUAUAUCUACCAAAUGCAGCAACUUCUCGCUCGUUUCAAUCUUGAACGGUUGUCAAAUGGUUUGGAUAAUGUAAAGGCAAUCAAUCUUGAUGGAACUAUUGACAAUGGAGUCUUCUCAAACUUAAAACUCACAAAUGGUCUCCAAAUUGAGAAUCGUCAGAAUAACUAUCAAUUGAAUACUGACCAAAAUGGAAAAUUAACUCAAAUGGUUCGUGAUUUCGAACAAAGAUUCUUUCAAGCUAUUGAUCAAGGAUUUGUUGAAACAACUGAUGGAAAGAAGGUCAACUUGUUUGAUAAUGAUGGAAUUAAUAUUCUUGGAGAUAUGUUGCAACAAAAUCCAAACAGUGUCAAUCAACAAUACUUCCGUCAAUUAGAAAUGUACAUGCGCUUAUUAUUAGGUGGAAACUAUGUCCAAAAUGUUGAUCGUACUGAUAAUCGAUUCACAACAACUGUUAUGAGUAAUCACGAUACUACAUUACGUGAUCCAGUCUUUUGGCAAAUCAUGAAGCGUGUCACAGAUAUUGUCAAUAAAUACCGAGACAAAUUAGUUCCUUAUAAUAAGAAUGACUUGUACUUUAAGGGAGUUCAAAUCGAUAAUGUUAAAGUCACAAAAUUACAAACCAAAUUUGAUUAUUUCGAUGCUGAUGUAACAAAUGGAUUCAAUGGUAAUGUCAUUCAAAUGUGCAAGACUAUCAAUAAUAAGAACAGGAAUAACAACAAUGAUGACUUGAAUGAUUCAAGCGAUUCUGACAGUUCAAGCUUGAGUAGCUCAAGUGAAUCAAACAGUCAAAGUGGAUCUGAUGAAAAUAAUGGCCACAAACAAAGCAGAAAUGAUUUGAUCAAGCAAAUGAUGCAAAAAUACAACAAAAAUAACAAGAACUGGCAAGCUAGCAAAAAUCAAAUGAAUCUAAAGAAUAAAAAUAACAGACAUAAUAAGGCAACAACCAGUAAAUCAUCAAGUUCAAGCAGUAGUUCAUCCAGCAGUUCGUCAAGUUCCAGUUCAAGCAGUGAAAGCAAUGAAUCAAACUUCGUAGGACAAAACCGAGGACGAAAUAAUAACAACAGAUAUAAUCGCAAUAUGAAGAAUCAAAGAAGGUUCAACAAGAACAAAUUUACUCAAAAUAAGAAGAAACAAGCCAAAACCUUGAAUAACCAAUUCAACAUGUACAAAUACAUCAUGGGCAACCAAAACAAUAAAGGAAAUGGAUUCCAAAUCUUUGUACGUCAACGUCUAAUUGAUACCAAGCAAUUCCAAGUCCAAAUCAAUCUUAAAUCAAACAAGAAUCAACUCGGUAUAGUAAGAAUCUUCCUUGGACCACGAAUCAAUAACAAGCAACAAUUGAAUGAUAACCGCAAGAACUUUGUUGAACUUGACCAAAUUGUUGUAAAAUUGAAUCAAGGACAAAACAAAAUCUUCAGAAACUCAGUUGAUUUUAAGAAUGUUGUUGAUGAUCCAUUGACAUUCCAGGAAUUGAUGGAUCGUACAAAGAACAUGAUGAAUGGAAAUAACCAAAAAUGUAAUAACAACAAUAAGAAUCUCUUUAAUGUCAAUUUCGAUACAAAUAACAACAAUCAAGGACUUCCACAUCGUUUGAUCUUACCAAAGGGAACAGUUGGUGGACAAGAUUACACCAUUUUCGUCACAGUCAAUGAUUUGGAUAUUACAAACCAAAACAAUGUUGACUUAAUUAAUGACAAUAAUUGGACUAAAUUCAACAAGGACAAUACAAAUAACAAUGGUGAUUCAUCAAGCAGUUCAAGUUCCAGUUCAUCAAGCAGCAGCAGCAGUAGUUCAAGUGAAUCAAAUGAAUCAACUGACCGUCGUGGGUAUGACUGGAAUUAUAGAAACUUAAAUAGAAAGUAUAAUAAGAAUAACAACAUGAAGACAUUGAUGAACAUGAUCAAUCAAGGAAAUCAAGAACAAAACCGUGGACAGAACAAAAAGUGGAUGAACAAAGAUGACUUCAAGAAUAUGAUCCAAAAUAUGUACAAGAAUCAUAUUAAUAAAUAUGAAAAUAAUUGGAAUGGCAACAACAACAAGGUCUGGUGUAACCAUCAAGGAGUAAAGAUGUAUAACUGCAAUGAUGGAAACAAGAACAUUGGAAAUGGAAAUGGUAUCCUUGACAAACGUGCCAUGGGCUUCCCAUUAGAUCGCAAUAUCAUCGAUGUUAAUGGAUUCGUUGUUGACAACAUGUUCUUUAAGGAUGUCACUGUAUUCCACAAAGACACCUACCAAACACGCAAUAACAAUUAACUGAUCAGAACCUGAAAUUCAGUACAAAAAUCAUUUAUUCAUUCUCAAAAUAAUGGCGAUUUCUCAAAUUGAGGACUCAAUUUAGUUUUUUAAGCUGCAAGAUUUAAAAAAUUGUAUCAAUAUGAUGAUUCUGUUACUUGUUGUAAUCUACUAUUGAUACAUGCCAAAAAAAAAUAAAAUUGUUUUCAAUUAUUUAACCAAAAUUAUUUAAAAGUUUAAUCCAAAAAUUCCUUUUAAGUUGACACCAAAAAAAUUUACAUGAAAAUUUCAAUUAUUCCGAUGUGAUGCAUACACAACUGUCUUUUUAUUUCAUUCUAGAAGACAAUUUUAAUGUUUACUCAAGUGACAAUGUCAAAAAGAACUAUAUUUCUCAAUAGAGUCGGUAAAAUUUGAAAAAAUGAGUUCCAUGUCUGGAUAAAAUGUCUAGAAUUAUUCCUGUUUUGUCUAAUCUAUAGCUUGAUAAAUCGGGUCUGAACGAAAUGUCUAAUAAGCUGAUGGCUCAACUAAACCCAUGAUAUCAUAAGCAAUAGAAAUAAUAUUGCCUAUAGUAUAUGCAUUCAAUGAUCGAGCAACACUAUGAAGGAAGUUUAUUGCUGACAUGACAUCAUUAAUCUGACUUAUUGUAAAGUUUGGAACUUCGGGCAACAAUAAAUUUUGAAUUUGAAUUUGAGUUGCUGAAUCGUAUCCAGUUAUAUUUUGUAAAGCUUCUGAGAUUG
Molecule: messenger RNA, 4149 nt
Organism: Chironomus riparius
Lineage: Eukaryota; Metazoa; Arthropoda; Insecta; Diptera; Chironomidae
Source: the annotation of a GenBank genome assembly